Molecule: messenger RNA, 1592 nt
Organism: Dipodomys ordii (Ord's kangaroo rat)
Lineage: Eukaryota; Metazoa; Chordata; Mammalia; Rodentia; Heteromyidae
Gene: Wrap73
Product: WD repeat containing, antisense to TP73
Exons: 12
Coding region: 34-1416 (460 amino acids)
Biological process (GO): protein localization to mitotic spindle pole body; microtubule anchoring at mitotic spindle pole body; mitotic sister chromatid segregation
Cellular component (GO): microtubule organizing center; mitotic spindle; MWP complex
Molecular function (GO): protein binding
Source: RefSeq, a predicted model, not a curated record
CCGGCGGCGGUCGGAGCCCGCGCGGCGGCAACCAUGAACUUCUCGGAGGUGUUCAAGCUCUCCAGCCUGCUGUGCAGGUUCUCCCCGAACGGCAAGUACCUGGCUUCCUGUGUCCAAUACCGGUUAGUGGUCCGGGAGGUGAGCACUCUUCAGAUCCUGCAGCUGUACACCUGCUUGGACCAGGUUCAGCACAUAGAGUGGUCAGCAGACUCCCUCUUCAUCUUGUGUGCCAUGUACAAGCGUGGAGUCGUCCAGGUGUGGUCUCUGGAGCAGCCGGAAUGGCACUGCAAAAUUGACGAGGGCUCCGCAGGACUUGUGGCUUCCUGUUGGAGCCCAGACGGACGCCACAUUCUGAAUACAACCGAGUUCCACCUGCGGAUCACGGUCUGGUCCCUGUGCACCAAGUCUGUGUCGUACAUCAAGUACCCCAAAGCUUGUCAGCAGGGAAUAAGUUUUACCAGGGAUGGCCGGUACCUGGCGCUGGCCGAGCGGCGAGACUGCAGGGACUAUGUGAGCGUGUUUGUAUGCAAUGACUGGCAGCUCCUCCGGCACUUCAACACCGACACCCAGGAUCUCGUGGGGAUCGAGUGGGCGCCGAACGGCUGUGUGCUGGCGGUGUGGGACUCCUGCCUGGAGUACAAGGUUCUGUUGUACUCCUUGGACGGCCGGCUGCUGUCUUCAUACUGUGCCUACGAAUGGUCCCUGGGCAUCAAGUCUGUGGCCUGGAGCCCCAGCAGCCAAUUCCUGGCAGUGGGCAGCUACGAUGGGAAGGUGCGCCUCCUUAAUCAUGUCACGUGGAAGGUGAUCACUGAGUUUGCCCAUCCUGCUGCCCUCAGCGACCCCAAGAUAGUUGUGUAUAAGGAAGCCAAGAAGAGCCCACAGCCAGGGCUGGACCACUUGGCCUUCCCACCGUCCCUCCCAGUGGCCAAUCACCUGUCAGCUGCAGAGAGCAAGUAUGAGAUUGCUUCGAUGCCAGUGUCCUUGCAGACCCUUAAGCCCGUGGCCGACAGGGCCAACCCCAGGAUGGGCGUAGGGAUGCUGGCUUUCAGCCCUGACAGCUGCUUCCUGGCAACGAGGAAUGACAACAUCCCCAACGCCGUCUGGGUGUGGGACAUCCGGAAGCUGAGGUUGUUCGUGGUGCUGGAGCAGCUGUCCCCUGUGCGUGCCUUCCGGUGGGACCCGCAGCAGCCACGACUGGCCAUCUGCACGGGGGGCAGCAAGGUGUACCUGUGGUCCCCUGCGGGCUGCCUGUCAGUGCAGGUGCCCGGGGAAGGUGACUUUCCAGUGCUCUCCCUGUGCUGGCAUUUAAGUGGGGACUCCUUGGCCCUCCUCAGUAAGGACCACUUCUGCCUGUGUUUCCUGGAGACCAAGGAGGGGGUCAGCCCAGCCCUAGGACAAAGGGAUGGCCACGCAUAGGACCUGGGCAGACCCCAGGCAGAGCUUGUACACAACCUUGCACGAGGGCAGGCUGGGGAGCCCUCCAGCCAGACUCCGGGCUGCUGAUGUGACUCUAUUUUUCUGUAGCAAGAUUUCUGUAAAUAUGUAUAGUAUACCGCUGUAAUUUUCAUUAUUUAAAAUAAACACUUUUCAGU